Hydra vulgaris (swiftwater hydra) is the source of this 1271-nucleotide messenger RNA. RefSeq lists its product as uncharacterized. Lineage: Eukaryota; Metazoa; Cnidaria; Hydrozoa; Anthoathecata; Hydridae. The record is from RefSeq and is a predicted model, not a curated record.
UUGUUACUGCGCUAAUAAGUUCAAUUUUUUAAACUGAUCGAAUAUAUUUAAAAGUAGUUCAUAAACAGAAGAGCAUGGAGCAUCUAAAGAUUAUAAAAAUAAUAAAGAUAACUCUUCUCCUGUGUUUACUGGUGUUAGUUACUUACUUUGCUUAUCAACCAAUUUCCAAAAUUAAACAAAAAAAAUUUUCUGUACACAGCAUCACACAUAAACACUUUUUGGAUUUUUAUACUAAGAACCGAAUUAAAUUAAAAACUAACGUUUUGUCUUACUCAUUGUUUGGAAACAAUUGGAAGAGAUACGGAAAAAAUGUUGAAUUUGUUGCAAAGGAGGCAGCAAAUAAUAGCUUAUAUAAAAACUGGAUAGUUCGAAUUUAUCAUGAUAGUUAUACGAUAACACCAAUUAUUGUUGCAAGGUUAACUGAGCGUUAUCAAAAUUUAGAGUUUUUUAAUGUUAGUAACUUCGACGAUCUAGAAAAUAUUAACGGAAUGAUGUGGAGAUUUUUAGUAAUUGCAGAUUUAACUGUGGAUGUUGCGUGUAUUAGAGACUUGGACUCAAAAAUUUUGGAAAGAGAAACUGAUGCUGUCAAAGUUUGGCUGAAAUCAGGUAAGUUAGUUCAUUCAAUGAAAGAUAAUCCUGCACAUAGUAUACCAAUAUUGGGUGGCAUGUGGUGUUAUAGGAAUGAACUCAAUAGAGGCCUAGGAAUCAAAAUAGCAACAAUUUGUACUGAAAAGUGCAUGGAUCGUGAUCCUAUCAAACAGUUGGAAGCAAAAAAAGGAGAUGAUCAGGAUGUUUUAACUUUGUAUGUUUGGCCGCUUGUCAGCCAGAAUGCAUUAGUACACAAUUCUUUUUUGUGUGAAAGCGACUCUAAAAGUCAACCUUUUCCCACAAAAAGAGACAUAACAGGAGAAUAUGUUGGGCAAAUCAGGGGCGCAAUCGGUAUAAUUGUUAAGUGUCCAAUUUCAUGUCGCCCAAAAGAACAUCAAAAUUGGAAAUACUGUUAAUAAGACUAAAACUAACUUGUUAAAUACAAUAACAACAACAGUAACAAGUUCAAAUGUUAAAAAGAACAAAAUCUAGUCCUUCAUUGGUUUCAAUGUUUUAAAAAUAUAUAUGUAAUUUUUAUAUUGUUUUUUAUAAGUAUAUCCUUCAAUAAUCAUUUUGCAGUUAAUAAAAUGUAGUUUUGAACACUAUUCAACAUUGCUUGCAAUCUUGACUGUAAACCACCCAGCCAGAAUGUCAACCUGUUUUUAGUAAAUAAACACCCAAGU